AUGCAACACGGCCGGCGUAAGUUGUCACACGAUGAGACCUCUUUGGAGCAGAAGUCGUUGGACAGGGAGAAAGCAGCUAAGGCGUUGAAGCUCAUGCAUGAUGUAUUGGAAGCUAGGAAAACCUGUAAGGAGAUGACUCCAGAAGUGAACGGGCUGACUAUGAAGGCCUUGCAGAUCAACCCGGAGGUUGCCACGAUUUGGAAUUUCCGGCGCGAUUUGCUCUCUCGACUCCCCACAUCCUUGCGAGUGCCUGCUUUGGAGAAGGAGUUGGAGUUACUCAACAUGGCCACCAAACAUAUCACCAAAUCCUACUGUGUAUGGCAUCAGAGGAGAUGGGUCGUAGAUGAACUCCUUGAUCUCCUGUCGACCAACAGUCCGGUGGAUGAAGGCAGCAGUGAGCAGCAGACUCCAGAGAGGUUGAUAGCGAGCGAGCUGAGUGUCAUUGAUAAACUAUUGUCAGACGAUGGCCGCAACUUCCAUGUGUGGAACUACCGAGCGUAA
Messenger RNA from Perkinsus marinus ATCC 50983, 501 nucleotides. RefSeq names its product Geranylgeranyl transferase type-2 alpha subunit, putative. Gene Ontology annotation, biological process: protein geranylgeranylation. The record is from RefSeq and is a predicted model, not a curated record. The coding region runs from base 1 to 501 and encodes 166 amino acids. NCBI's taxonomy places the organism in Eukaryota, Perkinsozoa, Perkinsida, Perkinsidae. Gene Ontology annotation, cellular component: cytoplasm; Rab-protein geranylgeranyltransferase complex. Gene Ontology annotation, molecular function: Rab geranylgeranyltransferase activity. The transcript is spliced from 5 exons.